This is a messenger RNA of Austrofundulus limnaeus, 285 nucleotides long. It is a transcript of the gene tube1, whose product is annotated as tubulin, epsilon 1. The record is from RefSeq and is a predicted model, not a curated record. NCBI's taxonomy places the organism in Eukaryota, Metazoa, Chordata, Actinopteri, Cyprinodontiformes, Rivulidae. Gene Ontology annotation, biological process: microtubule-based process. Gene Ontology annotation, cellular component: microtubule.
GCUCACCUCCAUCACUACCUGCAUGUCGAUGGGAUGGAGCAGAGCGUCUUCGAUGAGGCUUUUUCUUCCCUCAGCUCUCUGAUUGAAGAGUACCAUCACCUGGAUGCCACUAAAGCCAGACUCAUACCUGAUGCUCCGAGACUCUGCAUCGCCACAUGAGAUCUGCUCUGCUGUAGUUUCAUCGCUGUCCGCUUCGAAACAACUCCACAUAAACAGAUCUAGUUUGAAUAUAAUGAUUAUUUAUGUUUGACUGAUUAAAAUGUUUCACAUCUGACAAGAAAACCA